AUGCAAGCAAACCUCCACUUUGAUCCAACUCUCACUUUCGCGGAACAAUCAACAAAGAGUUCUUCUCAAACUCUACCUAAAAAGAUUAAAGAAGAAGAAAUCCCUCGUUUUAAGGGAAAACAGAUUGAAGCAAUGAAUUUCCAGUCGGAUUUGCAGGCUAUCUUCAUUGCUAUUCUAUCCAAAUACACAACCAUUUCUAUUGGAAGACCCCACAGAAUGUCUCACAUGACAAAACAAUUUUUAAAGAUUAAAGAAAUUGAAUUCAAUCGAUUUGACAGCAUUAAUGUGCUUCAAUUCAUACAAACGAGAUCAAAAGAACAAGCUCAACAUGAAUUUGCGACGGGAAAUACUUCAAAGAAAACUGCUAAAAGAAGAAUACAACCUACCAAAAGAAGAGAAGUGAUGAGACUAUUACAAGACUUUAUAUCAGAACUCGGAUUUCUUGUUGUUGUUGAAAAUGAAACUGUUGAAGGGUACGAAGGAAAAGUUACUAUUUAUCAGAAUGGGUCUUUACUAUUUAAUACACAACAGAUCAGAGACUUCGGUAAUCAAAUCAACCAACACCUUGCCUCAAGCAUUCAAACGGCUACUUCAAUCACAGUGACAAAGGACUCAUUUAUCUUUUAA
Entamoeba invadens IP1 is the source of this 627-nucleotide messenger RNA. RefSeq lists its product as hypothetical. The coding region runs from base 1 to 627 and encodes 208 amino acids. The transcript has a single exon. The record is from RefSeq and is a predicted model, not a curated record. Lineage: Eukaryota; Evosea; Mastigamoebida; Endamoebidae.